Cyphellophora europaea CBS 101466 is the source of this 897-nucleotide messenger RNA. RefSeq names its product NADH-cytochrome b5 reductase 1. The transcript has 2 exons. Gene Ontology annotation, molecular function: oxidoreductase activity. Gene Ontology annotation, cellular component: endoplasmic reticulum. Bases 1 to 897 code for a protein of 298 amino acids. The record is from RefSeq and is a predicted model, not a curated record. Lineage: Eukaryota; Fungi; Ascomycota; Eurotiomycetes; Chaetothyriales; Cyphellophoraceae.
AUGAGCAACGUGACCGGAGUAUACCUCCCGUCGUUGAUACUCAUCUUCGGUGUCGCAAUCGCAAAGCAAGAAUGGGUCCCUUACGCCGCCGCGGUGGCUGCUGUUGCCGGCGGCCUCAAGAUCUACCUUUCCUCCUCUAAGAAAGUCCUGAUUCCGGACCAAUUCCAAGAAUUCCCUCUUGUCAAGAAGAUCGAAACAUCGCAUAAUGUUGCCAUUUACCGCUUCGCCCUCCCUACCGAAACAUCCAUCCUCGGCCUGCCCAUCGGCCAGCAUAUCUCACUCGCCGCAACCCCUAAAGGCGCAGAGAAAGAAGUUGUUCGCUCUUAUACCCCAAUAUCCUCCGAUGAAGAUAAAGGCUUUGUCGAGUUCAUGAUCAAGGCCUACCCUCAGGGCAACAUCUCUGCACACAUGACGACUCUUAAGCUGGGCGACACCAUGAAGAUGCGGGGGCCCAAGGGUGCCAUGGUCUACACCCCCAACAUGUGUAAACGUAUUGGCAUGAUUGCUGGCGGCACUGGCAUUACGCCCAUGCUGCAAGUUAUUCGUGCCAUCAACCGCGGUCGGCCCCUUGAUACCACAAAGGUGGACCUCAUUUUUGCGAAUGUCAACCCAGACGAUAUCCUGCUGAAAGAAGACCUCGACAAGCUUGCUGCGGAAGACCCCAAUUUCAACGUCUACUAUGUCCUGAACAACCCACCCGAGAAGUGGGAUGGCGGUGUUGGGUUUGUGACGGCUGAUAUGAUCAAAGAGAAGCUUCCGCCUCCAGGUCCCGACAUGAAGAUUUGCAUCUGCGGUCCUCCUCCGAUGGUGAGCGCGCUAAAGAAGGCAACCGAAAGCCUAGGCUAUCAGAAGGCACGACCCGUGAGCAAGCUUGAGGAUCAAGUUUUCUGCUUCUAA